AUGGGCUAAGUUUAACAGUCUAAGAAACAAUUUUUAAAAAAUUGGCAAAAACUGGAUUAAUAUCAAAGCAAAAUGUAAUUUUGAGUUUUAAUUUAGUUUUGGAAAUGUAAUUGAAGUCUAUUAAGAUUAAUAGGAGUAAGUUGCAGUUAUACAUAAACUAUUUUAAAAUGAUGAAUAAUAUCAAAAUGAGUUAAAGGAAUUACAAUCAUAUUAAUAAUUAUCGAAUAUACCUGGAUUGAUUAGAUUGUUAGAAAUUCAUAAAUAAGAAGAAAAAUAUCUUUGCAGCAACUUUUAUAAAAUUGAUGCCAUCUAUGAAUAUGGAGAUUAAUUCACAUUUCAAAUACCAUUGUAUUAAUUUAUUCAGCAAGUGAUGCACACAUUAAUUGAGUUAUAAAAUAGAAACAAAUAUCAUGGCGAUUUAAUACCUUCCUCGUUUAUUUUUAAAAAUUAAGUCAAAGUUUUUCUCCCUAGAGUUAAUCAUUACACUCGACUCUUAAAUGGUAACUAAGAGGAUUGCUAUUUAUCUCCAGAAUUAUUAGAAUAUUUAGGAAGAAGAUCUUACCAUUUUUAAUAUCAUAAGGAAAAAAGUGAAAUAUUUUCUAUUGGUCUUAUUACUUUAGAGUUGAUCUUGUAAUAAUCAAUUUAAAAAAUUUACAAUUUUUCUACCUAUUAAAUUAACAAGGGUAAUUAAAGAGACUAAUUUAGAUAUAUUGAAUAAUUUCCUUCAAAGAGCAGACAAUAAAUUAAUCAGUAAAAUGCUGGAGUUAUAACCUGAUAAAAGACCAAAUUAUCUUUCAAUUUAUGAAGAAAGCUUAGUUGAAAUGAUGCAGCAAUCUGCUAUUAAAAUAGAAUAUUAAGAAUAAAUUUAAAUAAAUUAAAUAUCUAAUCAAUAAUUCUAAGACAUACUAUCGAUUCAUUAAUCAAAAAUUUUGCAUAUUGAAACUUAAGCAGUCUAAUCAAUCAAUAAUUUUAAUUAAACCAAUCCAACUUAAAGAUCUGUAUCAAAUCUUAUGGAUAACAGAAGAAUAAAAUCUAUAUCACAAUCUAAAUAAAAUCCAAAAAAAAAAGUAAAAAAGGUUCAUCCACAAAUAAUUGAAAGAAGUCCUCGUAAUAUUAUUAAAAUAAACUCAAAAAAACAAUCUAGUCAUCUUUUUAACUUGGAGCAAUUAAAAUAACCAGAAACAAAUAUUAAUAAAUUGAAUUAGAAUACAAAUAUUAAUCUAAGUUAAGUCUAAUAAUUUAAUUCCUCUUUAUAAUAAAAUGAUCCUUUAUUAUCACCUAAUAAUAGAUAUUCAUAUAAAAAAUCUCAUUAAUCUUCAGCAAUAAAACACUAAUCAGUUUAACAAAAUGAAUAUGCUUUUUUGCAUGAUUAAAUUCAUGUGCCAUUCAAUCCAGGAUCUAAUUUUUUAGAUUUCUCAAGUUAAUAAGAAAUAUUUGAGAUCAAAACACCUAAUAUUUAAAGACAAACAUCAAAAUUCAAAGAUAUUUCAAAGAAAUAACCUUAAAUCAGUUUAUAAAACAUGAAACAUAAUUAUAAAGAGUCUAUAUAGAGGAAACCUGAUUUACUAAAAAGUUAAAGACCUAGCCCAAAAUCUCCAAUUGAACAAAGAAUUCAAGGAAAAUAUUAUAAGAAAAUGUGA
Paramecium sonneborni is the source of this 1640-nucleotide messenger RNA. NCBI's taxonomy places the organism in Eukaryota, Ciliophora, Oligohymenophorea, Peniculida, Parameciidae. The record is from the annotation of a GenBank genome assembly.